CAGGAAAAAAGCAGAGGGGUUUUAGAGAGAGAAAGAAGAGAGAUGCGCACCUUCCAAUUUCAGGCACCUGUAGGCGCUAGAAUUACUAUCAAAACCCUAAUUCUUUUUCUCUCUCGUCUAGCCCUUUCUUUCUCUCUAUAAAUUUUAGUGAAUUUUGUUUUAUAAAUUAUUGGAGAAAAUCGUAGAGAAAGCUUGAUUUUGGACUGUUACUUUGUCCGUGAAAAAGGUGCAGAAGCUGAGAAGUCACGAGCUUUGAGGGAUUCUUACCUGAAUUGGAUCGGUUUUUUCCGAUCACUGAAGAUAACCUACUGAUGUGGAUCAAAGAAAAUGGUUAUCAUUCAUUCACCUGAGCUUGAUCUCUGAAGCCCACAUAUUGCUUAUUGCAUUGUGUGGGAAAUGUCAGGCCUUGAUUGCUUGCAUGCUCAAGAGGAAAGGAAAGAGAGGAGAUCGGAUAUGGAGAAUUCUGAAGACGAGAGAAGAAGAACAAGAAUGGGAACAUUCAGGAAGAAAGCAUUAAAUGCUUCGACAAGGUUCACUCACUCUCUCAAGAAACGAGGGAAACGUAAAGUUGAUUGUAGGCCUCCAGUGGCAAUUGUAGAUGUACGAGAUGCAGAGGAGGAGCAUGCAGUUCAUGCAUUCCGCCAAGUGUUGCUUCUCGAAGAUUUACUUCCACCCAGGCAUGAUGAUUAUCAUACAUUAUUGAGGUUUUUGAAAGCAAGGAAGUUUGACAUAGAAGAAGCAACAAAAAUGUGGGUGGAGAUGAUUAAAUGGAGAGAAAAAAAUGGGAUAGACACCAUCCUUGAGGACUUUGUAUAUGAAGAACUUGAAGAAGUUCGGCAACAUUACCCCCAUGGCUAUCAUGGAGUCGAUAGAGAAGGAAGACCAGUUUACAUUGAGAGGCUCGGCAAAGUUGAACCUAACAAGCUCAUGGAUAUCACUACUAUGGAAAAAUUCCUAAAAUAUCAUGUCCAGGAGUUUGAGAGGGCUCUGAUUGAGAAAUUUCCGGCUUGUUCAAUUGCAGCCAAAAGGCGCAUUGCCUCCACAACAACGAUAUUGGAUGUGCAUGGGGUGGGUUGGAAGAAUUUUGGCAAGACUCCUAGAGACCUUCUAAUGCACAUGCAGAAGAUUGAUGGUGAUUAUUACCCUGAGACCUUGCAUCAGAUGUUCGUUGUAAAUGCUGGUCCAGGCUUCAAAAUGGUAUGGAACUUUGUAAAGGGUUUCCUUGACCCAAAAACUACUGCAAAGAUACAUGUAUUGGGAACUAAAUUCCAGAAUAAACUACUUGAAGUCAUUGAUUCAAGCCAACUGCCAGAUUUUUUGGGUGGUUCAUGUACAUGUUCCAUUGAAGGAGGGUGUCUCCGAUCUGAUAAAGGGCCAUGGAAAGAUCCUGAGAUUAUGAAAGUAGGAAGUCUGUCUGUUCAUUUAACGCUUGUAGCUGAAACAUUUGGAAGAAUAGCAGAUGGAGAACAGAGAAUUGAGUCCCACAUGAGACUGCGAUGUCUGAGGGGUAGAAAUAGUGAUACAUCCACUGCUGAGUCAGGAUCAGAUGUAGAUGAUCUCGGUUCUCCUACUGGACAUAGGGGCUCGGGGUUUACACGUUUGGCUCCGGUUCAUGAAGAAAGAGAGAGAGCAAUACAAAUUCUGCCUAAUUACGCCCUUCUCCUGGCUCCAGGCACUCCAGUCAUUAAUUCCAUCAACCCUAAGAAUGGGGUGGUGAGGUUACUUCCACGUGUUGCGGAGGAGUUGAUGGCACUCUUGCUCAGAAUAUUUGCAGUUUUCCGAAUUCUCUUUCAUAAGUUUUCAAGGAGAGAGAGUGCCCGUGUUUCUGACGUGUCUUCACCACCCAAUUGCGAGCAUAGGGAUAAGAAUAAAGAGAGAGAUGUUGAGGAAGUGAAAGUGCUUCCUUGCCUCGAGCGUCUUCAGAUGCUUGAGGCAAUGCUUAGUGAAUUGAGUUCUAAGGCAGUAGGGAUCCCAAAGGAGAAGGAGACUAUGCUCAUGGAGUCUUUGGACCGAAUUAAGGGCAUUGAACAUGACCUUGAGAAGACGAAAAAGGUGUUGCAUGCCACAAUGCUAAAGCAGGUGGAGCUUGCACAAUCCCUAGAGAGCCUGGAACAUUCCAGAGUUAGUAGGGGGACAUUUUGUUUCAGGUGAAGAACAGAUUUUUGAAGGCAAAGAAGGAUGCGAUCUUAAGAUUAUUGGACAUGUGAUCUCAAAAUUAUCAGCGACUUUCUGGCCAUCUUUUGGACAAUUUCAUCAUUACACUGGAAAAAUGGCAUCAUGAGCAGGUGGUCCAUAGAAGCUAAUGUUGAGAUGGGUCAGUGAAGUUGAGAGGGGUUAGUGAAAAGAAAAUCAAAAUUUCUGGAAUAAGGAGAGAGAGAGAGAGAGAGAGAGAGAGAGAGAGAGAGAGCUGUCCUUUUGAUCUUUUUAUAGUGUGUAUAGAUCUUCAUCAACCUCAGGAAGUAAAUUCUAAUUCUUUCUUUUUCAGAGCAUGGGAUGUAAUUAAUUUUGGUCUGAUUAUCAUUUUUAUGGUUGUCAGUUUUGCUAAUGGGUUCUAUUUGGGCUUUGUUGAUGACCAGCUAAAAUACUUUGGAAGUGAAAUUCUCUUCUAUUCACAAAAGUUUCAAGCCCAUUAACCACAGUGAGUGAAAUUA
Molecule: messenger RNA, 2651 nt
Organism: Amborella trichopoda
Lineage: Eukaryota; Viridiplantae; Streptophyta; Magnoliopsida; Amborellales; Amborellaceae
Source: RefSeq, a predicted model, not a curated record